Messenger RNA from Schizosaccharomyces octosporus yFS286, 3122 nucleotides. Its product is annotated as DNAJ domain-containing protein Caj1/Djp1 type. The record is from RefSeq and is a predicted model, not a curated record. The coding region runs from base 394 to 1575 and encodes 393 amino acids. Gene Ontology annotation, cellular component: cytosol. The transcript has a single exon. NCBI's taxonomy places the organism in Eukaryota, Fungi, Ascomycota, Schizosaccharomycetes, Schizosaccharomycetales, Schizosaccharomycetaceae. Gene Ontology annotation, biological process: protein import into peroxisome matrix.
GUUGUACAGUCAGCAUUCUCCAUAUUAAGGACGACUCUCUCCCUUUACCCAUAUACACAACACACUGUAAAGUCUGAACUUCAAUUAUAUCUCCUGCGUCUUUACCAAGUUCAGUUUUUAUUCAUUAAAGAAAUAACCGGUUUCUUUCGUUUCUUUGCUUAAAAACAUUGUAGAAUUAGUUCUCGUUGAAAAAGCUGCUUUUCCAACGCGCACAGCAAACAAUCGAAGAAAAAAGUUACCACUAAAAAAUUAAAGGUGUUUUUCGUGUCAAGAUUUUAAGCUAAAUCAAUCCUAAGUCCGGAAACGUGUUAAACUUACUACUACUGACUAUAAGAUCAGAUUGAUUUGUCCCGACAAUUUAUAAGCUCGCAGGGUCGCUGUCGCUGUAAAGGAAUGGCUGUUGAUACAGAAUACUAUGACAUUUUGGGAGUUUCUCCAGAUGUUUCAAGCCUAGAUAUCAAGAAGGCUUACAGGAAACUGGCCGUCAAAUAUCAUCCUGACAAGAACCCAGAGGACCCUCAGGGUGCUAGUGAGAGAUUUCAGAAAAUCAGUGAGGCAUAUCAAGUAUUGGGGGAUGAACAGCUUCGAUCUCGAUAUGACCUGCACGGAAAAGAAAAGGCGGUUCCAGAACAAGGGUUCACUGAUGCCUAUGACUUCUUUGCCAAUCUUUUUGGAGGUGCUCCUUUUCGUGAAUGGGUGGGAGAGCUUUCUUUUGUCAGAGAAAUGUUUCGAGAGGAAGAAGCCAUGCAAGAUGAGAUGACUCAAAUGAACAAACAGCAACUUCUUCUCGAAUCAGGAGAAGCGACCCCUACCAUAAAGCAACAAUUUAAUGAGAGAAGAAAGAAUGCUCAAAUUCGCGAACGAGAGGCUUCUAUACAGCGGGAGCAACAGAUGAUUGAGGAUCGGAAAAAACGGAUAUCUGAAGUCACUAAAAAUCUUCAAAAUCGUGUAGAUGGUUGGAUUGAAAAGAGUUCUACUGAAGAAGGAUUGCAAGGGGUUCGUGAGCAAUAUAGAAAAGAGGUAGAAACACUACGAAUUGAGUCAUUUGGUGUUGAAAUCCUACAAGCCAUGGGCGAUGUUUAUACCCAAAAAGCACGAAAUACGAUCAAGUCGAGUAAAUUUGGAAUUGGCGGUUUUUGGAGCAGAAUGAAAGAAAAAGGAAAGAUCGCUAGAGAUACAUGGGAUACACUAUCUGCAGCAAUGGAUGCCAAGUUUAGUAUUGAUCAAAUGCAAAAACUUGAAAGUAAAGCGGAUGAAGCUACUACUCCCGAAGAACGUGCAAAAUUAGAAAUGGAUAUAACAGGGAAAGUUUUACGCGCUAGUUGGUGUGGGGCUCGAUACGACAUUCAAGGUGUGUUACGGGAUGCUUGUAACAGUCUUUUGCGAAAGACUGUACCUGUUGAGCUUAGAAUGAAGCGUGCAUAUGCUCUUCUCGAAAUUGGCACCAUUUUUAGUCAGGUAGAAGCUGACCCCGACGAUCCUCAUAGAGUAUUUGAGAACCUUAUCUUAGAAGAUAAGAAGAAGAAAAAGAAAAAGAAUAAGGAGAACGCUGCCAAAGAAACUCCCAAAACCUAGAAACCGGCCACUGUCCUUUAUUUCCUUAUAGCCUUGUUUUCCCCGUCAGUUAUUUCAUGUUUCAGUUAUUUCAUGUUUACUACAUACUGAGUUUAGAAUAUAGAUAACUCUAAUUUCGCCAUUAAAUGGUAUUUUCAAUAUAUAUGCUAAGACUUAAUUACGCUCAGAAUACUGUACAUAAUAUCUAGGUUCUGGAACUGAUAGUCGACGAUGCUUUUCCAUCAAUAAGCGUUCCGAAUGACUUCCACUCACCAGAGAUUCAAUCGCUACUCGUAGCGUAGAGUUGAAAUUUUUAAUUUGAAUUUCGGUUUUAAUGUCCGUGACAGAACGUUCUUGAGUAGGCUUAUAUACAUGAAAGAGCAGCUUCAAUGCGUCCAAUUGUUUCGUAUCAGUAUUAAAAAUAUGCGACAGUACAGAACCACGCGGUAAUAUCCAUUGCUGUUCAGGUGCUUCUUUGAGUUGGAAAACAAUAUCAAAGUGCUGACGGACGGUCUUCCUGUCUUUAAGAAGACUUUUUACGAACUCAUCUUUGUCAUGUUGAUUUAAGGUUAGUGUUAUACGUUUACGAGGAGGCUUUUUGGCACGUCGCGGAGAUGGAAAAGUGCUAGGUCCUAUCAGCUCGUUAUGAAGAAGGAUGCACUGUUCAGGUGUUCCCAAUCCCUUUGCUAUUUUUUUUAGAAUAUUCAUUAUGGUAGGAUCUUCGUGAGAUCGGUUUCGCAAUCGCUGCAGAGACUCAUCAGUGACUAAAGGUUCAACAGGUUCUCCAGGAGUACUCUCAUAAUCUUCUGGUUUCUUUGGGGAUGAGGGUCUAUAUUGAGGGGUUGGCAAUAGAUUGUAUUCAUACUCUCUUUCCUUUGUAUUGACAUCCUUUGCGUCCGUGUCCAUCAUUGAAGCUUGUCGUUUAAGAUUCGGUCUAUAGUCUAAACCAUUAUACUGAGGAUUCACAUAUGAUAUAUUAGGUGCAUUAAAGGGUUCUUUAUCAGAAUUGGAAUAAUGUACAAAUGUAAAACUGGUAUCUUCAAAUCUCAGAGGACCGACGCAUAAUGUGGCAGAUCCCAAAUACCGCUGAUGAGGAUAAAGAAUUCCACCGGAAAGGUAAUGGUUUUCCUGAGGUGAAAAUCUUUCAAAAAGAUUGCCAUUUAAGAUCGACUCUCGGCUUUUUUUAAGGGCGCUGAAGAGAAUCCUGAUGUUUGAUUAGUUUUGACAAAUGCAGCGUUAUGCAAGAAGCUUACCUAGGAUGAUAACCCUUUUCCAAUGAACUAUUAAAAGCAUCACUAGCUCUUGGAAGUAGUAGAAAAUCUGAGCUAACAAUUGCUUCAAGCUUUAAAGAUUCCGAUUCUUCGCGUUCUCUCACUAGUUCGUCAUUCCCUGAAUAAAUACUUUCAUCCAUACUCAUUUUGUUUCAUUUAAUUUUUUCUUAUUAUAACCGAUUUCCCACUAAAAUAGAUUUAUCUCACCUGGUUCAAUUCAACUACCUUUCAAGUAAUGAAUAGUGAAAAGGAGCGGAGUACUUAAAUAUCCAACAACACUACAGUAGUAAAUACAAG